Messenger RNA from Cynoglossus semilaevis (tongue sole), 1560 nucleotides. Its product is annotated as ferric-chelate reductase 1-like. The record is from RefSeq and is a predicted model, not a curated record. The transcript is spliced from 7 exons. Lineage: Eukaryota; Metazoa; Chordata; Actinopteri; Pleuronectiformes; Cynoglossidae. Bases 494 to 1468 code for a protein of 324 amino acids. Gene Ontology annotation, biological process: regulation of glutamate receptor signaling pathway; regulation of postsynaptic membrane neurotransmitter receptor levels.
UUGGGUGGAGACUGCUGCCCCAGCGACCCGGUAACGGAUAAACGGAUGAAAAUGGAUGGAUUUUUUACACGUCAAUUUAAUUUAGUGAAGGCUUAAUUUGAAAUUUCUGGAUUGUGUAUUUGAACCAUGAUGCAAAAAAAUGUCUUAGUUAAUCAAAACUUUUAUUUUGUAAAUUUGCGAACAUGGCCUCAGUCAUCAGACUGAAUCAUAUCUGUCUUAAAUAUUUAAGACAUUAGAGUGAGCAGUUAACCCUGUUUAACAUAAUGGACUUGUUAAAAGCUGAUGUUUCAUUCUUUCGUGAUAAAAAUAGAAAAAAAAGCCAAAGGAUCAGGAUACAUGUCAAACAAACAGUUUUUGUUUUGGUACUACCUUACCACAGCACAGUCAAACUACAUUUUAUUACUAUCAUUUUUAUUGGUUAAGGUAAAUAUAUUGUGAUAGUCCUUAGAGUCCUGUAAUGUUAGCAUGAAUCACAACUGCUUGACCAGGACUAAUGUUGGGCUUUCGUGAAGUUUUGCUUCAAAUACCAAAAGCUAAACUUGACUUAUCCAUUCCAGGUAUGGACAACAGACUGCUGCUCACAUUCCUGUUUGUGAUGCUGUCAUGGACUUGUACCAGGGCCCAAACCACUGUGGCGGUGACAGAGGAGUCAGGGUACGAUGACCCAAUGGUGACAGAAGACCCAGUCCUUGAGUUAACUCUAGCAACAGACGAUCCAACGUACGAUGUUUCCCUGCCGGUGGACAUAACCACAGGCGCACCAACAGGUGAAGAACCUGCAACAGAAGCUCCGCUGGGUGUCGACACCACUGUAACUCUCCUUGAAACAACAAUUUCUUCAGACAAAUGUGGUACAGAAAGCCUGUGUGGAGAAGAACCAGCAGAUUGCAACCCUGGAAAUCCAGGAAACUGUCUUUUUCUUGCAGCCAAAAGGAAGAAAGGCCAAAAUUAUGAAUUUGAAAUGUCUGGAGAGUCGGACGGCUACGUUGCUUGCACCUUUUCACCUGAUGGUGAUUUUGGAAAUAACGAAACAACCUACAUCUGUGCUAACCAUAACGGCAAGGUCAAAUUUUUCACUGCUCGCUACAAUAAGAACAAGAUGGUAAAAACAGAGCUGCCUGCAAACUCUGUGAAGGGUAAGAUCACUCAAAACAAAAUCCAGUGCUCAUUUCUUGCCGCUCUACCUCUGGGGGCAUUGAGAGCAGAAGAUAACGUAGCCAUGUCACUGUCCACUGGAGACUAUGAUGCUGCUUCAGGGGAUCUGGGAACGCCUGCUUUUAAAUAUCAGAGCCCUGUGGUUAACCUGGCAAACCCCAACUCCGCUGUCCCUAAUGUUAUAACCACCACUGCAGCCCCAACCAAUGCCCCUACAGCUGCUCCAACCACUAGUCAUGCUGUCCCAUUCCACAAAUCUGUCUUGCAAGCCCUGCUGAUCAUUCUGAGCACCAUGACUGUGUUCCUGGUUUGAGGACGCUGAAAUUACUUCAUCUGAAGACACUGAAGACACUCGACAAAACACAAUGAUAUAACGUUAGCAUAUAAACUCACUGGAUGGAAGAG